Molecule: messenger RNA, 1756 nt
Organism: Gossypium raimondii (Peruvian cotton)
Lineage: Eukaryota; Viridiplantae; Streptophyta; Magnoliopsida; Malvales; Malvaceae
Product: scopoletin glucosyltransferase
Exons: 1
Coding region: 97-1605 (502 amino acids)
Molecular function (GO): UDP-glycosyltransferase activity
Source: RefSeq, a predicted model, not a curated record
GAAUUUUGAUAUAAGAGUUUGAUUACACAUUUCAAACAAAAAGAAGGAGAAAAAGCUUCAAAUUUGGCAAACAAGAGAAAAGCUUAUCAUCAUAACAUGGGAAGCGAUGGAAAUCAAAUACAUGCAAUGUUUUUUCCUUACAUGGCACCUGGUCACAUGAUGCCAAUGGUGGACAUGGCGAGGAUGUUUGCUGCUUUCGGCGCUAAGGUCACCAUUAUCAUCACAACCAUGAAUGCCCUUCGCAUAAAAAACGUCAUUGAUCGAGAUGUUAAAUUAGGUCGAGACAUUACACUUGAAAUCAUCUCAUUACCUUCCACUGAGGUUGGAUUGCCCGAAGGUUGCGAGAACGUGGUUUCAGCCCCAACCCCAGAAAUGUCCAUAAAGCUCUUCCAUGCCAUCGAAUUGCUUCAACCCAAAAUAAAAAAGCUGUUCAGUGAUCUCCACCCUGACUGCAUAGUCUCUGAUUCUCUUUGUCCGUGGACUCUGGAUAUUGCCAAUGAGCUUGGCAUUGCAAGGAUUGCCUUCAAUGGAAGCGGAUUCUUUAACCUUUGUCUCUUGGAGAAUAUUACACUUUAUGAGCCUCAUAAGAGCAUCGAGUCGGAGACUGAAACAUUCGUUGUUCCAGGACUGCCUCAUGAAGUGAAACUCACUAGAUCACAGUUGCCAGACAUUGUUAAAGCCAAAAAUAAAUUCUCUGAGUUAUUCGAUAAGUUAAGAGAAUCCCAGAGGAAGAGCUUUGGGGUGUUGAUGAACAGUUUUUAUGAGCUAGAGCCUGGUUAUGCAGAUCAUUGUAGGAAUGUUUUAGGAAUCAAAGCAUGGCAUAUUGGCCCCGUUUCUCUGGUCAAUAGAGACACUGUUGAUAAAGUUGAUAGAGGUGAAAAAACAUCAAUUUCGAAGCACGACUGCAUUAAUUGGCUUGAUUGCAAAAAACCCAGAUCUGUUCUUUACAUCUGCUUUGGAAGCUUAACUAGAUUCAACAAAAAACAAACAACGGAGAUUGCUUAUGCACUCGAAGCUUCGGGCCAUCCAUUCAUUUGGGUUGUUGGGAAAGUGUUAAAAACAAGCAACGGUGAGUUCGAAGAUGAAGAGCAAGAGCUAUGGUUGCCACAAGGAUUUGAGGACAAAAACGGGCAAGGUUUACUUAUUAGAGGGUGGGCACCUCAAGUGUUGAUACUCGAACAUGAAGCCAUUGGAGGCUUCUUAACACAUUGUGGGUGGAACUCGAUACUCGAAGGGAUUGUUGCAGGUGUACCCUUCAUCACAUGGCCGAUUUUCGCCGAGCAAUUCUACAAUGAAAAGCUGGUGACUCAAGUGCUGAAUUUGGGAGUAUCAAUUGGCAACGAGGUGUGGAAAGCAUGGGCAACGGAGGAUUCACUAGUGAUAAAAAGUGGGGAUGAUAUUCUCAUGACGAUUAAUGCAGUGAUGGGGGAUACUGAGGAGGCAAUUGAUAUGAACAAAAGAGCUAAAAAACUUGGGGAAUUAGCAAAGAAAGCUGUUGAAGAAGGCCAUUCAUCUUAUAAUGAUUUGAAACGUUUGAUUGAGGAUAUCAAAAUGCACAGAAUAUCAAAAAGUAAUGGAGUUAUCAAAAAUUCUGGCCAUGCUUGAAGAACUACCAAGUUUUCUAAUGCUCUUAUGGUAAAUAGUUGAUUUGAGUCUACAUAUUGAUUAUUCAUCCGCUAUACAUAUGUAAAAAAGAAGAAGAUUUGAGCUAUUUGUAUUUUAUAAAGAAAUAUGUGGUAAAUAGUUGAUUUGAGUC